This is a messenger RNA of Owenia fusiformis, 781 nucleotides long. Lineage: Eukaryota; Metazoa; Annelida; Polychaeta; Sabellida; Oweniidae. The record is from the annotation of a GenBank genome assembly.
CAGCCAUGGCUACUUCCGGUGAAGAAAAAUCUAGUGAAAAGGUUCCAAAGUACUUAAAAUCUCUUCACGAGAGGGAUCAACAGAAACGUUUGAUAGUCGUAUUGGAACAAGCAUCUCUAGAGACUGUCAAGGUUGGCAAACAGCAUGAACUUCUCAACUGUGACAAACACAAACAUCUCAUGAAAAAAUACAAAAAAGACACAUCAAAAUGCAGACCAGAUAUCACUCAUCAGUGUCUGCUGAUGUUAAUGGACAGUCCUCUAAAUCGUGCAGGAUUGCUUCAAGUCUAUAUUCACACAGAGAAAAAUGUCCUUAUUGAAAUUAAUCCGCAAACUAGGAUACCUAGAACGUUUGACAGAUUCUGUGGGCUUAUGGUUCAAUUGCUGCACAAACUGAGUAUAAGAGCAUCUGAGGGUCCAACUAAAUUAUUAAAGGUUAUAAAAAAUCCUAUUACUGACCAUUUACCUACCGGAUGCAUGAAGAUCUGCAUGAGUUAUGCCAGUACUGAAGUGGUUGACCCAGCAACCCUUGUACCCCCUGAUAAACCAAUUGUAUUUGUCAUAGGUGCUAUGGCUCACGGGAAGGUUGAUGUUGACUACACAAGUAAAGACUUAUCUAUAAGUAACUAUCCUCUAUCAGGAGCAUUGACAUGUGCUAAGGUGUGUUCUGCCUUUGAGGAUAAAUGGGGAGUGCGAUAAUCUAUAUUCUAUGUCUAGUAUAUGUUCCUGUCCCAGUGGAGAUUAUACUGUACAACAUAUUUUGAGCUAGAAAUCAACCAGAG